Athalia rosae (coleseed sawfly) is the source of this 1827-nucleotide messenger RNA. RefSeq names its product serine/threonine-protein kinase RIO2 (gene RIOK2). Gene Ontology annotation, molecular function: protein serine/threonine kinase activity; ATP binding. The transcript has 5 exons. Gene Ontology annotation, biological process: protein phosphorylation; maturation of SSU-rRNA. Lineage: Eukaryota; Metazoa; Arthropoda; Insecta; Hymenoptera; Athaliidae. The coding region runs from base 285 to 1772 and encodes 495 amino acids. The record is from RefSeq and is a predicted model, not a curated record. Gene Ontology annotation, cellular component: cytosol; nucleus; preribosome, small subunit precursor.
CGAUUUGGUCUCUGAUUUGCUGAAUAAUCCCAGUCGAUAAUCGUCGUUCAAAAGACUCGAAUGAUGUGAUUUUCUGUCGUGUUGCAUAUGUAGAAGUGAGACACGCGGUUUGUAAAUGAAGUAUACAUGAGUAACUGUCAUUUCAUGCACGGAAAAAUUUGGGGAAAAUAUAGUUAAAUGUUUUCAGUUUAAUGAACUUUCUCAGUUCUUAGGAUUUCGUGCGAACGAAAAUUCUUUUGCAUAAUCUAACCUUAUAUCACUAUUGAGCACAACAUUCGAUAACCAUGGGGAAGUUGAAUGUAACCAUGUUGCGGUAUUUAACUCGUGAAGAUUUUCGUGUAUUAACAGCGAUUGAAAUGGGAAUGAAAAACCAUGAACUGGUUCCAGCAUCAUUGGCCGCACAGAUUGCAAAUCUUCGUCACGGAGGAGUACAUAAAUUACUGAAAGAACUGUGCAAGCAUCGUCUGCUUAGCUAUGAACGUGGAAAGCAUUAUGACGGAUAUCGCCUGACUAACUCAGGGUACGAUUACCUUGCACUCAAGGUUCUGGCUUCCCGUGGCAUCGUUUCAUCUUUCGGAAACCAAAUUGGCGUGGGAAAGGAAUCUAAUAUUUACGUUGUAGGAGAUGAUGAAAGAAAUACUCUAUGCUUGAAGCUACAUCGGCUAGGACGAACUUGCUUCAGAAACAUAAAAGACAAAAGAGAUUAUCACCAACACAGAAAAUCAAUGUCUUGGCUCUACUUGUCCCGUAUAUCAGCCACCAGAGAAUUUGCUUACAUGAAAGCACUACACGAUCGUGGAUUUCCAGUGCCUAAGCCCAUCGAUUUUAAUAGACAUUGCGUCAUUAUGGAUCUCAUUGAUGGAAGACCCUUAUGCGCAGUACAUGAGGUGGACGAUGUUGAGGCACUUUACCAAGAUUUAAUGGACUUGAUCUACCAAUUGGCUAAUCAUGGUGUCAUUCACGCGGAUUUCAAUGAAUUCAAUAUCAUGAUAACUAACGAGGGAAAACCAAUCAUCAUUGAUUUUCCUCAAAUGGUCUCAACCGAACAUCCAAAUGCUGAAAUGAUGUUUGAUAGGGAUGUAAACUGCAUAAGAGACUUCUUCAAAAGACGUUUUGCCUAUGAGAGCGAAUUUUUCCCAACCUUCAAGGAUAUAUCGCGCGAAGAUUGCAUAGACAUAGAAGUCAAAGCCAGUGGAGUAACGAAAAAGAUGGAAAAGGACCUGCUCCUGGAAAUGGGAAUAGACAAUGAUGAUGAUUCAUCGGAAUCUGAGCAGGAUGAUGUUGAAGAAAAUUUGGAAAAUGAAAUCGAGAAGCUUAGAAUCGACGUUGAAAAAGUCUUUGAUGCAGAUUUCAGCACAGAUCCUGCAUCCACUCUUGAAAAAGCAUUAACGAAGUCCCCGGGCCAAGGCACCCAUCAAAAAAGCCUAGAACCUCAAAAUGAAGUUAUCUGUAAAGACAACGCCAUCAACAAGAUCAUUAAGCCCAUUGAAAAAUUAAACGAAAUUAAGACCGACGCUGCUUCCGAUGACGAAUCGAUGUACAGCCGAGCAUUUAGCAAAGCACCGAGCAUAAGAAGUGUGUCAACAGCGACCACGAUUGCUCCGGAAGUGAUAAAGCAACGUGUCAAAUUCUCCCUAGAGAAAAGGGCAAAGAAAAGUCUGCCCAGGAAAUUAUUAGCUAAAGGGGAGGCUAGCGCUGCUACCAGAGUUCGUAGAGAAAAUCGUGACAAUAUCAAACAAUCUUCUGGAGCUGGUUUAUGGGGCUGCGAAUAAAAUGUAAUCAUCGAUCCAACCAAUUUGUAUAAAUAUAUUGAAAUGUAACCGAAAA